Molecule: messenger RNA, 1170 nt
Organism: Lotus japonicus
Lineage: Eukaryota; Viridiplantae; Streptophyta; Magnoliopsida; Fabales; Fabaceae
Product: WRKY transcription factor 28-like
Exons: 4
Coding region: 1-1170 (389 amino acids)
Biological process (GO): regulation of DNA-templated transcription
Cellular component (GO): nucleus
Molecular function (GO): DNA-binding transcription factor activity; transcription cis-regulatory region binding
Source: RefSeq, a predicted model, not a curated record
AUGGCUGACUACUGGGGGGAUCUCUAUGCCAUCUUCCAAGAUCCACCACCUCCUACCACCACCACCUCCACCACCACCAACACCACACCACCUUGUUUAGCCAGUUUUACUUUCAACGAAAAUUACAAUAAGGCCUUUUCUUUUCCCAAUAUACUGCAGCAACCUUUAAUUAUAACCAGUUGCUUGUAUCGUUCAGUUCCACCACCUCCCAUCAACACCAACAUCACACCACCUUCCUCAGACAGUUUCACUUACGAUGCAGGUUAUAAUGAGCCAUUUUCAUUUCCCAUCGACACCAACACCACACUACCCUCCUUGACCAGUUUUAACAAUGAGCCAUUUUCAUUUCCCAUCAACACCAACACCACACUACCCUCCUUGACCAGUUUUAACAAUGAGCCAUUUUCAUUUCCCAUCAACACCAACACCACACUACCCUCCUUGACCAGUUUUAACAAUGAGACAUUUUCUUUUCCCAUCAACACCAACACCACACCACCUUCGUUGGCCAGUCUCACUUUCAAUGAAGAACCUUUAAUUAUAACCGAUGAGUAUGUUGAUGAGCUAGACCAAAUGCUCGCAUCCACCACAACAAGUACUACAACUACUAGUAGUAAUAAUGGUAUCAUUCUCAAUCCCAAUUCCCUCCCUGAUUUUGCAGGACAAAGCCACCACCUUCCUCCUAAUCCUGUGCUUCUUGCCCCUCCUUCCAAGGAACCGAGACCACAUAUGCAGAAGCAACAGAAACAGGUUUUUCAAGUUGAAACAUCCAGAGAAUUAGCCAAAGGAAGAAAAAGCGAACAGAAGAAAAAGGUGCUCCAUGUCACUGAAGAUGAUAAACUCUCAUCAGAUUCGUGGGCAUGGCGUAAAUAUGGACAAAAAUCCAUCAAGGGUGCUCCAAAUCCAAGAGAAAACAAACAGAUGGAAACAGUCUUCUAUGAUGAACUCCCACCUUCAGAUAAGUGGACAUGGCGUAAAUAUGGAACAAAAUCCAUCAAGGGUACUCCACAUCCAAGGAACUAUUAUAAGUGUAGCAGCUUCAAAAAUUGUACCGCGCGAAAGUGGGUUCAACGGAGCAGCAGUGAAGCACACAAGUUCAUCAUCACGUACAAAGGAGAACACUCCCAUCAAGAAGAAGCUGUCUUCCUGCUCCCAUCUCCAUUUUUUUAG